CCCCAAGGUCACUGGGAGGGGAGCUGCGGCCGGGAACCGAGGCACCUCCUUCCAGCCGGCGCGGCGCUGACUUCGGAGCAGGUCGCCCAGACGCGGUGCGUCCGAGGGGAGUUCGGAGCACAGCGAAGUCGGCGCUCCAGAGCCGGGGUCCCAUGGGCCUUGGGGUCACACGCGGGACGGUGGCGCGGUCCCGAAACCCUCCUCGGAAUCGGACGCGUCUGGACAGAAGCCUCUGAUCUCUCAGCUGUGUCGCCACCCCAGUUUCUCCAGGUUCCAAUUCAGCCUCCACGUCGCAGUCGCUGGAAGAGCUACUCCGAGGAGAGCAUUGGCUCCCGGACUCCCCCCUCCUGAGCUGGGGCUGGUUCAGGGUCAGCCGCCGGACAGAGGGCUGGCAAGUGCGGGAGGACCGCCGCCGGGCCGCCGAGGCGAGGGCGCGGGGCAUUUCGCCUGAAUCCAGCGCGCUCUCCGCAGCCACCAGGUGUCUCAAGCCUUAUUCCCGGAAUCCCCUCCGUGCAGGCUUCUCUCUGCAAACUUCUCACUCUGUUUCAGGAGCUCCCCGCCCCUCCAAGGCUGGUAAGAGCGGCAGGUACCAGUCCUGAGCGCCGAGGACUGGGCUGGAAGAGCAGGCCACUGUCAGGGCUGGGAUCCGAGCGGCCUCCUGGCCCUGCAGCCCCCAUGCUCCUGCCAUGGGUAUCAGGACUAGGGGCGGGAAUGGUCUUCCUGCACUUCCUGCAGAAACUGCUGUUCCCUUACUUCUGGAAGGACCUCUGGUUCCUGCUGAAGGUGAUCCGCUGUGGAAUUCGGGUCGAGCUGUACCGUCGGAGAGGGGAGCUGGUCACUGUCCUGGAUACAUUUCUGGGCCAGGCCAGGAAGCAGCCCCGGAAACCCUUCAUCGUGUAUGAGGGAGACACCUAUACCUACGAGGAUGUGGACAAAAGGAGCAGCAGAGUGGCCCACGUCCUCCUGAGCCAUUCCCUGCUGGGAAAGGGGGACACCGUGGCUCUGCUGAUGAGCAAUGAGCCCGACUUUGUCCACGUGUGGUUUGGCCUGGCCAAGCUGGGCUGCGUGGUGGCCUUCCUCAACUCCAACAUCCGGUCCACCUCCCUCCUGCACUGCAUCCGCAGCUGUGAGCCUCGGGCCCUGGUGGUGGGCGCAGAUUUGCUUGAAGCUGUAGAAGAAAUCCUCCCCAGCCUCCCCGACAACUUGAGUGUUUGGGCGGUAAGAGAUUCUGUUCCACGAGGCGUAAAUUCACUCACAGAGAAACUGAGGACAGCAUCUGACAAGCCGCUGCCACGCAGCCACCAUGUUGUCUCGAACCUCAAGACUCCGUCUCUUUAUAUUUUCACCUCUGGAACAACAGGUCUACCAAAAGCAGCUGUGAUUACCCAGAUGCAGGCUUUAAAGGGUGCUGCUGGAUUGGGGGCUUUUGGUUGUACUAGUGAUGACAUCAUUUAUAUAACCCUUCCUCUGUAUCAUAGUUCUGGAGCUAUCCUGGGAAUUGGUGGAUGUAUUGAGUUAGGAGCUACUUGUGUAUUAAAGAAGAAAUUCUCAGCAAGCCAGUUUUGGAAUGACUGCAAAAAGUAUAAUGUGACUGUGUUUCAGUAUAUUGGAGAAAUUUGUCGUUACCUUUGCAAACAACCUAAGAGAGAAGGAGAAAAGGAUCAUCAGGUGCGUUUGGCAGUUGGAAAUGGUGUACGGAGUGAUGUAUGGAGAGAAUUUUUAGACAGAUUUGGAAACAUCAAGAUGUGUGAGCUUUAUGGAGCUACUGAAGGGAACAUUUGUUUUAUGAAUCACAUUGGGAAAGUUGGAGCAGUCGGGAGAACAAAUUUCUUUUACAAAUUUUUUUUCACUUUUGACUUGAUAAAGUAUGAUUUCCAGAAAGAUGAGCCCAUUAGAAAUGAGCAGGGCUGGUGUAGUCACGUAAAAAAAGGAGAACCUGGACUUCUCAUUUCCCGAGUGAAUGAAAAGAAUCCCUUCUUUGGUUAUGUUGGGAAUAAAAAGCACACUGAAAAGAAAUUGCUAUGUGAUGUUUUCAAGAAGGGAGAUGUUUACUUUAACACAGGAGAUUUAAUGGUCCAAGAUCACGAGAAUUUUCUCUAUUUUUAUGACCGUAUUGGAGACACUUUCAGAUGGAAAGGAGAAAACAUUGCAACCACGGAGGUUGCUGAUAUUAUUGGAAUGUUGGAUUUCAUACAAGAAUCAAACGUAUAUGGUGUGGCGGUGCCAGAUUGUGAAGGAAAAACAGGAAUGGCCUCUAUUACUUUAAAACCAAAUAAGUCUUUAGACUUGGAAAAAGUUUAUGAACAAGUUGUAACAUUUCUACCAGCUUACGCCUGCCCACGAUUUUUAAGAAUUCAGGAAAAGAUGGAAACAACAGGGACAUUCAAACCAAAGAAGUUUCAGUUGGUGCAAGAAGGAUUUAGUCCAUUGAAAAUUUCUGAUCCACUUUACUUCAUGGAUAACUUGAAAAAAACUUAUGUUCCAUUGACCAAAGAACUUUAUGAUCAAAUAAUGUUAGGUGAGAUCAAACUUUAAGGUUUCUUUUAUAUACAGCGUUUUCAAAUGCUUUCUUAGGAGAGGUGAGAGGAGAGUAUGUGGUUCUUCAGCAUGAAAUGGAGGAAAGGAACUGACAUUAAGCCUGGGCGGUAUUUCCUUAUUAUGCAAUAGCUUUUCUUUAAUUAAGAACUUUAAUUUGCUUUAAUAACAAAAUUUAAUUAAUUAUCUUUUUUACCUAUAUGGGGAAUAUGGGGAUUCAGUGCCUAACUAAAUACUUGCCUUAAUCACAAAAUUCUUAAAUAAUAAAUAAUUAGCUAUUGUCUAGAUACUUACUAAAAAAUGUACUUUUUAACAUUUAAAGUUUCUAGUUUUGAAUAAUUGUUAAAUUACUCAAAUAUUUAAUUUUUAUGUGCCCUGUCCUGUAAUUCAAUAAAACCAUCUUCAUUAAUA
Eptesicus fuscus (big brown bat) is the source of this 2946-nucleotide messenger RNA. RefSeq names its product solute carrier family 27 member 6 (gene SLC27A6). The transcript has 10 exons. Bases 676 to 2535 code for a protein of 619 amino acids. NCBI's taxonomy places the organism in Eukaryota, Metazoa, Chordata, Mammalia, Chiroptera, Vespertilionidae. Gene Ontology annotation, molecular function: long-chain fatty acid transmembrane transporter activity; long-chain fatty acid-CoA ligase activity. The record is from RefSeq and is a predicted model, not a curated record.